Molecule: messenger RNA, 2052 nt
Organism: Chrysochloris asiatica (Cape golden mole)
Lineage: Eukaryota; Metazoa; Chordata; Mammalia; Afrosoricida; Chrysochloridae
Gene: ACSS1
Product: acyl-CoA synthetase short-chain family member 1
Exons: 14
Coding region: 1-2052 (683 amino acids)
Cellular component (GO): mitochondrion
Molecular function (GO): AMP binding; acetyl-CoA synthetase activity
Source: RefSeq, a predicted model, not a curated record
AUGGCGGCGCGCAGCCUGGGCCGCGGGGUCUGGAGGUUCCUGGGCAGCCUACGGGGGCGCCCUGGGCAGCCUGUUCGGACACUACUGUUCGGGGCGAGUGAGACUAGCGGGCGGGCCUCUGGGAGCCAGAGCAGCGGCCCAGCCGUCGAUGCUGAGCAGCGGGGCUCAUACACAGCUUUGAGAGCUCAGGCGGCCCGGGAACCGGCCGCCUUCUGGGGGCCGCUAGCUCGAGACACACUGGUGUGGGACACCCCUUACCACACCGUGUGGGACUGCGACUUCAGCAGUGGCAAGAUUGGCUGGUUCCUGGGAGGCCAGUUAAACGUGUCCGUCAACUGCUUGGACCAACAUGUUCAGAAGUCCCCGGACAGCAUUGCUUUGAUCUGGGAGCAAGAUGAACCUGGCACCGAAGUGAGGAUUACAUACAGGGAGCUGCUGGAGACCACAUGCCGCCUGGCCAAUACAUUAAAGAAGCAUGAAGUUCGACGAGGGGACCGUGUGGCCAUCUACAUGCCAGUAUCUCCAUUAGCAGUGGCAGCGAUGCUGGCCUGUGCUAGGAUUGGUGCAGUCCAUACUGUUGUCUUUGCUGGCUUUAGUGCAGAGUCCUUGGCUGGGAGGAUCAAUGAUGCCAAGUGCAAGGUGGUUAUCACUGUCAACCAGGGGAUCCGGGGAGGCCGUGUGCUGGAGUUGAAGAAGAUUGUGGAUGAAGCUGUGAAGCUCUGCCCCAGUGUUAAGCGUGUCCUUGUGACCCACAGGACAGACAGGAAAGUUCCCAUGGGGAAGCUGGAUGUAAACCUAGAGCAGGAAAUGGCCAAAGAGGACCCUGAAUGUGCCCCAGAGAGCAUGGGCAGUGAAGACAUGCUUUUCCUGCUGUAUACCUCGGGGAGCACCGGCAAGCCCAAGGGACUUGUGCACACCCAGGCAGGCUACCUGCUCUAUGCAGCACUCACUCACAAGCUUGUGUUUGGCUAUAGACCAGGUGACGUCUUUGGCUGCGUAGCCGACAUUGGCUGGAUCACAGGACAUAGCUACGUGGUGUAUGGACCGCUCUGCAAUGGAGCCACUAGUGUCCUUUUUGAGAGCACCCCUACUUACCCCAAUGCUGGUCGUUACUGGGAGACAGUGCAACGCCUACAGAUCAACCAGUUCUACUGUGCCCCAACAGCUGUGCGGCUGUUGCUAAAGUAUGGUGACACGUGGGUGAAGAAGUAUGAUCGCUCCUCCCUGCGGACCCUGGGUUCAGUGGGAGAGCCAAUCAACCUUGAGGCCUGGGAGUGGCUGCACAAGGUGGUGGGAGAUGGCAGAUGCACCCUGGUUGACACCUGGUGGCAGACAGAAACAGGUGGCAUCUGCAUUGCACCACGGCCCUCAGAAGAGGGUGCAGAGAUAGUACCCUGCAUGGCCAUGAGACCCUUCUUUGGCAUUCUCCCAGUGAUCAUGGAUGAGAAGGGGAACAUUAUGGAGGGUGAUGAUGUCUCUGGAGCACUUUGCUUCUCCCAGGCCUGGCCAGGCAUGGCAAGGACCAUCUACAAUGACCAUUCUAGAUUCGUGAGUGCCUACUUCACAGAUUACCCUGGCUACUACUUCACUGGAGAUGGUGCAUACCGCACCAAAGGUGGCUACUACCAGAUCACAGGGCGGAUGGAUGACAUCAUCAACGUCAGCGGACACAGGGUGGGGACUGCAGAGAUUGAGGAUGCAAUGGCCAACCACCCUUCAGUACCAGAAACUGCUGUCAUUGGCUACCCCCAUGAUAUCAAGGGUGAAGCUGCCUUUGCCUUCAUCGUGUUGAAAGAUGACGUGGAUGACUCAGACGUGGUGGUGAAGGAGCUCAGGUCAGCAGUGGCCACCAAGAUUGCCAAGUAUGCUGUGCCUGAUCAGAUUCUGGUGGUGAAGCGUCUACCCAAAACACGAUCUGGAAAAGUUAUGAGGCGGCUCCUGAGGAAGAUAGUCACUGGAAAAACUCAGGAUCUAGGGGACACUACCACAUUGGAGGACCCCAGUGUCAUCAAGGAGAUACUGAGUGCAUACCAGAAGUAUAAAGACAAGUGA